AUGGACUAUGAAUUUAUAAAGAAUGAUAAAAAAAAAAAAAGAAUUGGAAUAUUGACGAGUGGUGGUGAUUCACCUGGAAUGAAUGCCGCUGUUAGAUCAAUAGUAAGAGUUGCUAUUGCACGUGGAUGUGAACCAUAUGCAAUUUUUGAGGGUUAUCAAGGUUUGGUUCAAGGUGGCGACAAAAUAAAAAAGUUUGGGUGGGGUGAUGUUAGGGGUUAUUUGGCAAUAGGUGGUACACUUAUAAAAACUGCUCGUUGUAAAGAAUUUCAAGAACGUGAUGGCAGAUUAAAAGCAGCAUACAAUUUGAUUAAGAAUGAAAUAGAUUCAUUAAUUGUGUGUGGAGGUGAUGGUUCGUUGACUGGAGCAGAUAUUUUUAGAUCAGAAUGGCCUGGGUUGAUAGAAGAAUUGGUUAAAUUGGGGAGAGUUACAAAGGAAGAGGCAGCAUCUCAUAAUAAUCUAACAAUUGUAGGAAUGGUUGGUUCAAUUGAUAAUGAUAUGUCAUCAACUGAUCUGACCAUUGGAGCUGUUACCUCGUUACAUCGAAUUUGUGAAGCUGUUGACUGCAUUGCAUCUACAGCAUAUAGUCAUUCACGUGCUUUUAUCAUUGAAGUGAUGGGAAGGAAUUGUGGUUGGUUGGCAUUAAUGGCAGCAAUUAGUACCAAUUCAGAUUUUGUUUUUAUUCCUGAAAGUCCACCAUCAUCAGAUAAUUGGGAAGAAGAAAUGUGUCAACAUCGUAAUCUUGGAAAAUUUAGAACUAUCGUGAUUGUUGGAGAGGGAGCUAUUGAUAAAAACUUGCAACCAAUAAAAGCUGAUUACAUCAAAGAUCUUUUAAAAAAUAAUAUGGGUCUUGAUACCAGAGUUACAACAUUGGGUCAUAUACAACGUGGUGGAAGACCAUGUGUCUUUGAUAGAAAUCUUGCAACUUUACAAGGUUAUGAAGCAGUAAAAGCAAUUCUUAAUGCAACGCCUGAUAGUGAAUCACCUAUGAUUGGAAUUAAAAAAAAUAAGAUUACAUGUGAACCUUUAAUGAAAGCAGUUAAAUUAACACACCAAAUUGCAAAGGCUGUUGAAAAAAAGGAUUUUAAACAAGCUAUGGAAUUACGUGAUUCAGAAUUUAUCGAUGCUUUUGAUGUAUACAAAGCAGUCAUAUUCACUGAUGGCUAUGCAUCUAAAUUAGAAGAAUCUAAGCGUCUUCGUAUUGGAAUAAUCCAUGUUGGUGCGCCAGCUAGUGGAAUGAAUGCAGCAACAGCCGCAGCUGUUCGAUAUGCACUUAAUCGAGGUCAUAUUCCUGUUGCAAUAUUUAAUAGUUUCAAGGGUCUUUUAGAAGACAACCUCCGAGAAUUUUCUUGGAUAGAUGUUGAUGGUUGGACUCCUAAAGGUGGCUCAGAACUUGGCACCAAUCGAAGUGAACCUGAUACAGAUAUUGGAAUGGUGGCAUUCCAAUUUCAAAAACACAGAAUUGAUGCUUUACUCUUGAUUGGAGGUUUUGAAGCUUACAGCUCGCUUAUCAAAUUGAAUAAUGCUCGGAAUAUUUAUCCAGCAUUUUGUAUUCCAAUGAUUUGUUUGCCUGCUACCAUAUCAAACAAUGUUCCUGGCACAGAUUAUUCCUUGGGCAGUGAUACGAGUUUAAAUACUAUAGUUGACUGUUGUGAUACAAUCAAACAAUCUGCCUCUGCUUCCAGAAGAAGAGUUUUUGUGGUUGAAUUACAUGGUGGUUAUUGUGGUUAUUUGACAGUUUUGGCCGGACUUGCGACUCUUCAAUCGGAUGUUGAUCAUUUGAAUAGAAGAUUUAGUGAAGAUAAAAAAGGUGCAGGUUCAGGACGUUUAAUUCUCAGAAAUGAAUGUGUGUCUACUACCUAUACAACAAAUGUAAUAGCUGAUAUUAUUCAAACUGAAGCUCAUGGACUAUUUGAUUCCAGAACAAGUAUUUUAGGUCACAUUCAGCAAGGUGCUACUCCAUCACCUUUAGAUCGUAUUCGAGCAAUUAAACUUGCAGUAAUGUGUGUUAAAUUCUUGGAGAAUCAUGCAUUUUCUUCAACUUCUACCGUUACUGCUACAUCAAAAAAGUUAUUAUCACCAUCAUCACAUUUACUGCCACCUCAAACUUCCAUUGCAAAACCAAGGGUUUACACCAAUGUUAAAGAAUCUGCUGCUGUGAUUGGAAUUGAUGGUGAACAUGUCGUUUAUCGGCCUGUUAUUGAUUUACUGCCAGAAACUGAUAUGGAUAGACGUAAAAGCACUAAAGCUUGGUGGAUUCAAAUAAAAGGCUUAGUAGACUUGUUAUCAAAAUGGGGUUAUUCUGACAAGAAAGAAGAAGUGGAUCAAUUGUUUCAUGAUGUUAAUGAUAUAUUUAUGCAAGAAUAA
This is a messenger RNA of Entrophospora sp. SA101, 2364 nucleotides long. Lineage: Eukaryota; Fungi; Glomeromycota; Glomeromycetes; Entrophosporales; Entrophosporaceae. The record is from the annotation of a GenBank genome assembly.